AUGGGAAAUCUUUAAAAAUAGCUUAAAAUAAUUUCUGUAAAAGUCUAGCAGCAUACAGUUUAGUGUGUUAUUUUUUAUAAAUAAAAGACAGACAUAAUGGUAAUAUUUUACUCCAUAGAGACGGAUAUAUCGUACAUAUUGAUUUUGGGUAUUUUCUAUCUAAUGCACCUGGAAAAGGAAUAGGGUUUGAAAAUAAAGUUCCAUUUAAAUUAUUAUCCGAAUAUAUAGAAGUAUUAGGAGGUGUAGAUUCGGAUAAUUUUAAAAGUUUUCGUAAAUAUUUUUUUAAAGGAUUUAUGGCUGCUAGAAAAAAUUAAGAUAAAAUUCUUAUUUUAGCAAAAAUGCUUUAUUGUGGUCAUGGCUCAUCUCUUCCUUGCUUCGAAAAAGGAGAAUUAGCAAUAGAGGAACUUGAGAAAAGAUUCAAUCCUCUUGGAGUGGAGAAUGAUGGAGAAUAUUAUAUUCAUACAUAAAAUAUAAUUAAUUAAAGUUUAGAUAAUUGGAGAGCAAGAUGGUAUGAUAAAUGGCAGUAUUUUUGCUAGGGAAUAUUUUAUUGAAAAAAAAUAAUAAUUAUAAUAAUACAUAAUAAACAUAUAAUUAUAAAAACAAAAAAUUAUAAAUAUAUAAUUUUUUUUUGUUUAAAAAUAAAUAAAUGACAUAUUAAACAUAUAGUAAGCAAGAAAAAUAAACUCAUUUAUAUAAAAUAGUAUUAGUAGGAGACGCUGGAGUAGGCAAAACACAUAUAAUAAAUCGUUAUGUAAAAGGUUAUAUACCACAAACAAUUCCUCCCACCAUAGGGGUUGA
Messenger RNA from Ichthyophthirius multifiliis, 798 nucleotides. RefSeq lists its product as hypothetical. Lineage: Eukaryota; Ciliophora; Oligohymenophorea; Hymenostomatida. The record is from RefSeq and is a predicted model, not a curated record. The transcript has 2 exons.